GAAAAUGUCGUUCGGUGGGUUUGGUGCGUCCGCGGCGGCGACCGCGAGCAAGGCCGCGUCCGACUAUGACGUUCCUCCCGAUGUUCCCGAUAGCAUCCAAGACAUUUCGUGGAGUCCCACGGCUAACAUCUUAGCCGCGGGGUCUUGGGACAAUCACGUCCGGUGCUGGGAAGUGCAGCAUCAGGGUGCCAACUUUCAAGCAGUGGCGCGGGCACAAUUUGCCCACAAAGGCCCGGUUCUCUGCACAGCCUUCAGCGGCGACGGCUCGACCGUGUUUUCCGGCUCCUGCGACAAAACCGCGAUGAUGUGGCAACUUGGCGGGAACAGCCAAGGGCAACAGAUCGCGCAGCACGACCAGCCGAUUCGAUCGAUCCAGCACAUUGCUCAAGCGAACUGCGUCGUCACAGGCAGUUGGGACAAGACCGUCAAGUAUUGGGACUCGCGGUCCCCGCAGCCCCAGGCGACUGUGCAGCUCAGCGAACGUGUGUACGCACUGGACGUGUCGUACCCGUUGAUGGUGGUGGCAACCGCGGACAAGCAAGUCCACUGCUUUGAUUUGAAGAAGCCGUCGCAGAUAUACGCCACACUGAAAUCGACGCUCAAGUACCAGACGCGAUGCAUUGCCGCGUUUCCUGACGCGACAGGCUUCGCUGCAGGCUCGAUUGAAGGCCGUGUGUCGAUUCAACAUGUGGACGAGAAAGCCCGCGACCGCGACUUUUCGUUCAAAGCACACCGGGACAACACAACGAGCUCGAUCUACCCUGUAACAAGCAUCAGCUUCCACCAGAAUUCGGGACGCAUCGCGACCACGGGCGCCGACGGGUCGUAUGCGUUCUGGGACAAGGAUGCCCGCAAACUCUUGACCAACUUUGCCAAAAUCCCGAAUUACCAAGGCAUUUCCGCCGGCAAGUUCAACAAAACGGGCGAGAUCUUUGCCUACGCGACGUCGUACGACUGGCACAAAGGCGUCGAGCACUACAACCCGCAGGCGCGCAAUGUUAUCCGCUUACACCACGUCGACGCAAACGACAUGACGGUCAAGGUCAAGAAGUAGUAGGUGUGUGUCUCUCGCGUCAUCGAGUCGUCGUAUUCGAUCGCGUUCGUGCGGCUGCCGUUCUCUCAACAACGUCGAGAUGUCUCGACGUGUGGGCAAGUUGCAGGCUCAGCCGCUCUGAUAAUCAUGCACUCAACCUCUCGCUUAACACAACUUGCAGUCGAA
Messenger RNA from Aphanomyces invadans, 1219 nucleotides. RefSeq lists its product as hypothetical. The transcript is spliced from 5 exons. NCBI's taxonomy places the organism in Eukaryota, Oomycota, Saprolegniomycetes, Saprolegniales, Verrucalvaceae. The coding region runs from base 5 to 1054 and encodes 349 amino acids. Gene Ontology annotation, molecular function: RNA binding; ubiquitin binding. Gene Ontology annotation, cellular component: nuclear pore. The record is from RefSeq and is a predicted model, not a curated record. Gene Ontology annotation, biological process: RNA export from nucleus; transcription-dependent tethering of RNA polymerase II gene DNA at nuclear periphery.